This is a messenger RNA of Aspergillus heteromorphus CBS 117.55, 1380 nucleotides long. Its product is annotated as glycoside hydrolase. The record is from RefSeq and is a predicted model, not a curated record. Gene Ontology annotation, molecular function: hydrolase activity, hydrolyzing O-glycosyl compounds. The transcript is spliced from 8 exons. The coding region runs from base 1 to 1380 and encodes 459 amino acids. Lineage: Eukaryota; Fungi; Ascomycota; Eurotiomycetes; Eurotiales; Aspergillaceae. Gene Ontology annotation, biological process: carbohydrate metabolic process.
AUGCUGGGCAGUGUGGCUGCCAGUGCCUUUAUCCAUCCACCGUUGCAGAAUGAUGCGGCUUCGACACCACAGAUGGGGUGGAAUACAUAUAACCACUACUCAUGUUCUCCAAAUGAAAGCAUUGUCUACUCAAACGCCAAAGCCUUGGUUGAUCUAGACCACGAAGCACAGGAUGCACAAACAUUUGCAUCAUGGAAUAUCGACUCUCUGAAAUAUGAUAACUGCUACUCCGACGCCGCCAGUAAUUAUCCCGACGUCAACUACGCACCCAGUACCUCUCCGGAGCCCCGGUACGCAAACAUGUCAGAUGCCCUGCUUCAACAGAACCGGACCAUCCUUUUCCAGAUCUGCGAAUGGGGAAUCAGCUUCCCCGCGCAGUGGGCUCCGUCCAUUGGUAACUCCCGGCGCAUCGGCAACGACAUCAUCCUCGACUGGCGGACUAUCUUCCGAAUUAUAGAUCAGGCUGCUCCACAGGCAGACUUCGCAGGGCAGGGAACACACUUCUCGCUCUGGGCAAUUCUCAAAAGCCCGCUCAUCAUCGGUGCGGCCCUGAAGGACGAACUGACCUCGAUCAACGACGCAUCCCUGGAUAUUCCCAAGCAGACAGAUGUCAUUUCAUUCAACCAGGAUUCUCUGGGCGAAAGCGCGAGCCUCCGCAAACGCUGGACUGAAGAAGCAUACGAAAACAAGAGUAGAGAGCUUACCUUGGAUCUACCGGACAUCGGACUCCAGUGUGCGAGUAGCCUCAACAACAUCUGGGACGACAGUACGGGGCAAGACGUGCGCACCUCAUACACAGCCACCGUAGCCGGCCACGGCACAGGGAUUCUUGAGUUGCAGAACACCACUGCGUCUGGAAUAUACUCGACUGCCAUCUUUGGAUCCCCAUCUGGGACAACCACAACCUUCGAACCGAUCUACGCCAUCACUACGAGUGACAAAUACGCUCUCACCGUCUACUUCGCAGAGUCCGUAUCCUCCACAACGAUAAUCACGGUCGAAUCCAGCGCCAGCAACACUACGACAUCCCCAAAAGUCCCCUUCUCUGCGACCCAGGCCUCAACGACCACCCCCCUCACCGCCGGCUCCAACACCAUCACCAUCGACUCCUCCCUAUCAAUCAGCAGUAUCCAAGUGACAGCCCCAAAUGGAACAUACUACCCCAGCACGAUCGGGCACAUCAGUCCCAGCGGCUCCGCCAAAGCGACCAUCUCCGCCACCUCCAGCGGAAGCAAAUAUCUCGCCAUCGACUACAUCAAAAACGACGUCGCGUUUGAGUCCUCCUGGGGCUGGGGCUCAAACUCCCGGAAUCUAACGGUCACGGUGAAUAGCGAGGAUCCGGUGAGACUCGAGGUCCCGUUGAGCGGAAGGCAUAUGUAG